AUGGUGCCUUCGCUGGCUGGCUCCUCGGAUCUAUCGUCCGGGGUAAUUUCUGGAUUUCGAAGGGCGUUGGUGUGGGCAGACGGCGGACAAGCGGCAGCAGCGGAGGGGUGUCCCUCCGUCGUGUCUAGCCUGAACGGCAUUCCCGGAAGAGGUGCGGGAAGCGCGGAUGUCUACAGCGACAACGCCACCGGCGGAGAACAUGCGGACCAGUCAAGAAACCUCCCUGGCGAAGGCAAUCGCGACAACCACCCGAAGCCCGCACAAGGCUUGCAUCGCGAAGGCAGCGGUGACAACAGUGACAACGACAGGGACGAUGAUUACGCUUUAAGCAGCAUCGGCGGCGGCGAUGAUGCUGACGGGCGCUUUGGGAACGCCGGGGGCACCCACGGUAGACUCAGCAGGGGCGGUGGGGGCGGGAUUACUAGCCACGACCCAGAAGUGAAGGGAGUCGGCGCCCCUGAGGGUGAUGGGUACAAGCUUGAUGGACGAUUGAAGGAGAGCCUGACGUGGAGAUGGCCGAGUAUGUGCUCCACGGCGGAUGCCAGAGGCGCGAAUGACGAUCUUUCGCCGCAGAAACCUCCCAAAGGGAGCUAUCUUCGGCAGCGCGGACCCACAGACUUUCGUGACUUUUUCGACAGCGAAGAGGAAAUGGCUGCCCGACAACAGCAGCCGAAGGCAUACGCCCACCUGGGAGGUCUGCGCGAAGAAGGAAAAGCGAAGUACGUGUUCGAUCGGACAAGUCACACUCGGAAGGGCUCGCUGGCCGCCCAUUUGCGGGGAGACUACGAGCCUCGCCCUAAGGGUUAUCGGGGCACCAACGUCCACUCCGUGGCAGACUGGCGACGGCUCAACACCACCCUCGACAGAUAUGCUAUCACGGGCAGGGAGGCAAUGGAAAGAGUGGCAAAGUCCGACAGGGAACUGCGGAGCCAGGGCGUUUGGGUCAGGCAGCACACGAAAGCGAGAGAACAGCGCAGACAGCGCGCGAACCACCUCCUGGAGGUUUAUCGAUCCGAGCUGCUGAAGGAACAGCUCCGGGAGAUAGAGGCGCUGCACCUUGCCCCCGGAGAACAGCACGCGCACGCCACCAAAAACAUGAAAGACCAGAUCUUAGCCGCCGACCGCAUCAUGCGCACUGUAUUGCGCUAUGGACUAGUCGGAAACAUGGAGGAUGCCCACUACGUCAAAUACGCGGCAGAUGCAGCGCAGCGAGCGGGGUUGGCGUCGACAAACGGCGCCGCUGCCGCCGAAAUGAAGGCUGGUGGUGGUAGUGGCGCUGGCGGUGGUACCGCCAGAGAGCGUCCGAACGGAGACGGCGGCGUUGUGAAAGCAAGCAGCAAAAAGUCUGCCAGAGUGGCGACGAAGAAGAGGGCAGGAUCAAAACACGGGGUUGGGGACGAUUCGGGCGAACAGAUGUCUCCGUACAGUGUAGCUCUGGCCAGGCCGCUCCCGGCACGCGUCACCCCGGACACCGAGAGGCGAACUGGGCAGCUCAAAACAGCCAAACCUCCAUUGAAUGCCGGGCGAUUCGCCCUUGGGGAAGGACAAGGAACCGCGAGUGCGGCUGCCGAACAAGCCCGAAGGUCCCUGAUUCAAUCGGAACGACUCCGAACGUUUAGUCUUGCAGGACACCCCCUUCGCCGGGGUGCGGAAAAUGACACAACCGCAGUUCCGGCGUUGAUUCCCAUUCCCGAAGGCUUCGGUCAUGCGAACGGACAACACAAGUCUUUUGUGGCGGGUCGAAUCAUCGAGGCGUUACGAGCAAGCCAGGUUGACGCCAUUACCGGCAGGCAAAAACGGAUCGCGGUGCCGCUGUGGCAUCGAGCCACCGACGACAUGGAUUCCUCAGGAGCCGGCAGCGUUCUCUACUCGGACUUGAUUGGCCACACGUACUCCGUGCUCGUGGGACCAACGCGGGGGGUUGUGGGUCGAAGACAAGGGACGGGAUAG
Molecule: messenger RNA, 1950 nt
Organism: Ectocarpus siliculosus
Lineage: Eukaryota; Phaeophyceae; Ectocarpales; Ectocarpaceae
Source: the annotation of a GenBank genome assembly